This is a messenger RNA of Colletotrichum lupini, 1797 nucleotides long. RefSeq names its product methyltransferase domain-containing protein. Lineage: Eukaryota; Fungi; Ascomycota; Sordariomycetes; Glomerellales; Glomerellaceae. The transcript is spliced from 3 exons. The record is from RefSeq and is a predicted model, not a curated record. The coding region runs from base 1 to 1797 and encodes 598 amino acids.
AUGACAAGCAUCGUUGGAAGAGCCAGAGGAGGAGAUCCGUUACAGAGUCUCCGCAUUCUGAAUCCCUAUCCGGGCAUAUUUGCUUAUUAUGAUGGGCGUACUGGAGAGCGUUUCGCUUCCGACCAGCCCAAUUGGCUCGAUGAUGGCGCGUUCACGCUGGGAGUAUCGACAUAUUCCAUCAUCGACGGCAACGAGGCCAUCAUAUACGACUCUCACAUUACUCCCGACCAUGCAGGUGCUGUAAUGCGUCAUGUUCAGAGCCAAGGUGUCACCAAGAUGUCGGUGGUGAUCAGUCACUUUCACAAUGAUCACAUUGCUGGCACUGAAGUUUUCUCUAAAGGGGGAGCCACAAUUGUCGGACAUGAAAUCACGGCCCGGACAGUGAAGAGGAAUACGCAGGACCUUGCUUCUGAUAGCCCAGCCAUUGUUGCUGUGCCCCCUACGGAGCUCUACACUGGGAAGAAGGAGAUGAAGGUGGGCAACCUCUCUGUUGAGUUGCACAAUUUCCAAAUUCACACUCCUGAUGGAACUAUCCUUUACAUCCCUUCGAAGCAGCUGAUCUUCGCCGGUGAUACUGUGGAGGAUACGGCGACCUUCAUCGCUGAUGCCAAGAGCUUGCCGAUGCAUCAGAUGGAGCUUCAACGAAUGGCGACUUUCCCUAUCUCGAAGAUCCUGCCUGCACAUGGAGAGCCAAACAGGAUUGCCAUGGGUGGCUACAACUCAACUUUCACCAAUGCAACACUUCGGUACAUUGCUGCGAUGACAGAGGAUGUGCCGGAGCCAGCAGCUUGGAACCAACCUUUGUCUCAGGUUGUUGAUGCAGACGUCAAAGGCGGGGACUUGAUAUACUUCGCGCAAUACGAGGAAUAUCCCAACGGCACCAUUCAAGGGCGCGUGCUACCUCCUCAUACGGACCAGUACAAAAGGCCACCGACCAGAACCGAGACCGAGAACCCCGAACCAACUACCGGCCCCUCAUUCACCAUGCCGUCAAUUCGCAAUACUGCCUCCGAUGUCCCGGACAUGAACCUCUACAAGCUCAGCCGGGUUCACCGCACGCUUGACAAAUUAAAGGAGAAGAACGAAUGGGAGGCAGAAGACACAAAGUCCUUUGACUGCAUGCACUACCUGGGCGAUAGUGCGAUCGAAACGGCUGCCAAGUCUUUGGGCCUGCAAGCCGGGGAGCGGGUGCUCGAUAUCGGAUCCGGGUUCGGUGGCACGGGCAGAUACCUCUACCGACACUUCGAUGCUACGACAGCUGGCAUUGAGCUGCAAAAGGAGAUUCACGAUAUUGCUCAGACAAUUAACGCAAAAUCGGGUGCUGAGGCAAAUGCGACAUCCACUAACGGCAACUUCCUCAAACUCGACCCAGCUGAAAUGGGUGCGCCGUUUGACCACAUCGUCUCAUUCCUGUGCAUUCUGCAUAUCCCAGAACGAGAAGCCCUGUUCAAGAAAGCACACAGCGUCCUCAAGCCAAGAGGCAAGAUGUACAUUGAAGACUUCUUUGCCCGAACAUCUCUGGACGCCAAGACUCUCGAGGUCUUGAGAAGCUCGGUUUCCUGUCCGGACUUGCCUGACAAAGAGCAUUACAUUGCAGAGCUCGAGAAAGCUGGGUUCGAGGUCACUGACUGGGUUGAUAUGUCAACCAUCUGGACAGACUUCGUGCAUGAGCGUGCUGAAGCCUACAAGAAAGAUCCGUCGAUAGAUGCUGAUCUCACCGCAUUCUAUGAUGCCGUUGAUGAAGUGUUCUCUGGAGGCCAGGUCGGAGGCACCCGAAUUACAUGUCAAAGAAAGUAA